AUGGAUGAAUUCUUUGAAGACGUCUCUAUCCCUUCACCCACUGCUCCUGUCUUAACCCCAAUCACCAUUGCUCCAUGCCCUUCAAUUUCCUUGGGCAUUUCGCAAGUCCAAACCCCAAUCUUCAAUGAUUCCACCGCCACCACCACUACCUCAAAUGUUGAUCCUCCAGUGUCUGUCAAUGGAUCUGAUGCGGGGGCAGGUGCUUCGGGAUUCACAGUCAGCUAUUAUACUCUACCCAUCUCUACUAUAAGACAAGGGCAACUCAAAUCAAUAAAAAAGAAGUUGGAUUCAUUGCUUGAGUCAACAAAAGCUUCUUAUAGUGAUUCUUACUCCCAAGAGGCUGUUAAGGCUUUAAUUAAGACUACAUUAAAAGAACACGCCACAAAUCUGGAGAAGGAGAACAAGGCUGUGGAGUAUUCAGCUGUCACAUGCAAAGAAGCGACCAAAAAAGUUGAUAAACUAAUUUCUGAUGCUCGAUCCUUCAUGCGCACCUUCCAGAGCUCAAAUGAGAUCAAUACUACGAAAGUAAAUGCUGUUAUCUCCAAUCUCAGUUCCUCACUUAAGACUGAGAUGGAAGCUCUUACGCAUGUUCGCACUGGCCUUCAACACGACAACAACGAGUUUCAGAAUACAAUCUCCUCAAAGAUUGAUAAGCUUCACAACGAACUAGCCAUGGAAAAUAAAAUUGUAGAUCAGCUGGCUGCCAAAACAGGGAAGGUGAAGGUUCUCACCAUCCAAAUCAAUCAUGCAGACAAGGAGAUUACGGAGCUUAAUUCUAAAAUAGCAGACAUGAAGAGUUGUAUUGCAGAUGUCAACUCUCUACUCUCUAACAUUAUUGAAACUCGUGAUCCACUAAUCCCUAUCACUGUGAAGAAACAUUUGGCUGAAAAGCCAUGGCCUGCAUUCACAAUUCUCAACCGGCUUGAAGGUGUUUCGGAGUCCACAGUCCUUCCAUAA
Lactuca saligna is the source of this 957-nucleotide messenger RNA. NCBI's taxonomy places the organism in Eukaryota, Viridiplantae, Streptophyta, Magnoliopsida, Asterales, Asteraceae. The record is from the annotation of a GenBank genome assembly.